AUUAGCAGAAAGAAUGACAGUGUUAAACAUAAAAAGAAAAAGAAAACACAGGUGUCCAAGCACCUAGUAACCAUAGCAACUCCCUCCUCCAUCCCACCAAUCCAAGCAUAGACUGCCCUAUAUAACCAAGCUGCAGCCCCUCCUCCUCCUCUUUCUUUCUGCUCGUUAGCAGCAUCAGUGUCUAACAGAUAAGUGCAUUAAUAAUUCUCAUUCCUGUCACCCACACUGUAAUUUCUCCCUUUACCCUGUACUCCCAGGGUUGGGGGACUUCUGCCCUCUGUGGCCAGCUUCUGAGGGAGCGAGGGUCCCUCUCCCUCUCUCUCUCUCUAUCUUUAUCUCUCUCCCUCCCCCCUCUCUUUUUUCUAUCUAUAUACAUCUAUAUAUCUAUAUCCGUUUCCCCUUUUUUCGUCCUCUGGGUCGGUAUUUCAGACCCAGGGAACUGUACCGUUGUUCUGUCUCACUUAUUUUUUCUCCCCUUUGGCGCUCCGCCAUUUUUCCUGACUCCGCCCCCCUUCUUCUCCGGCUUUCAGUCUGAGAUCUCCUGAGCGCUUCGCGCGCUGCAGGGGGGCGUGUCCGCACGUUCGCUUCGCGAGCGUUUUGGCCUGUUACCUCGCCUACGUGCGGGGCCUUCUGUGUGGUGCCCCGGCGAGUCCCUUGGUUGCGCGGCCCGGCCGUUUCGUCGGUCGCCGACUCAGGGAUUCCCCGCGGCCCCUCCGUUCAUCAUUCGGCGCUGGCGCAUUAAUAUCGCCUUACCCAGUUCGCAACUGAGUGGGAUUUUUUCGCUGCGCAUUAUUGCGAACAUUUUUCUCUCUCUCUCUUAUUGUAUACUCUGGUAUAAUUAUAGGUUAUUUAUUCACUGCAGUUAAUGCUAGUCCCUCUGUCUGUUCUCUCUUUACAGCUGGGACUGCACACUUAUAUUGUACAUCCAUACAUAUUUUAACUACAUCAUGUCUGAUGAUCAGCUAUCUCCACCUAAUGGUGGGCUGACUCAUUCAUCUCAGGACCAUAUCCUAGCCCCUUCUGAAUUAUUGCAACAGAUGGUGUCUACAUCGGUCCAAUCCGCCCUGGCCUCCGCCAUGUCAUCUGUCAAUGACAGCAUAUCAAAAUCUGUUUCCAUGGCGUUGUCACGGCAACACCGGGAAGGGCCGGCCUCUUCAGAUACCCCCUUGGUCGCCUCCCACAUACAAUCCCAGGCUUCCAGCCUACUAAGACCCGGCAAGUCGGACCGGAAGAGACGCUAUUGCUCCGACUUAGAUACCCACCUUACCAAUACACCUACUAUUGGAGGUGGUUCUAAACUAACUAAGACCUCAGUGCCUCCUGAGGAUACCAAUGUGAGUGCUCAGAACCCCACAGAUGGGGAUGACGUGCCCGGUGGAACCUCUCGGUCCUCCAGGCGUAAUAAACCCGAUUCUUUUGUUGAAGAUUCAGAUGGCACCUCAGACUCUGGGGAUGAUGAUUUAUAUGAGUUGGAGGACGAGGAUCUGGAAGGGAACGCAAGUCGUUCUCCUCCACAUGGCUCCGCUGACACAAGCGCCCCCGGGGCGAUCUUGGAUUCCAUGGGAAUUCCAUUCUUCAGCCCGGAGAAUAUCAAACACCCCCGUUCGGGGGAGUGGACGCCCAUGUCACAGGUGGCUGAUUAUGUUUCGGCUUGGCUGCGCAAAUCUUUAGAUGGUCGCAACCGCAAUAAACUGAGGGCGGAGUGUCCACGACCGUCACUGCCCAAUAAUGUCGCCACGACGCCAGAGUUGGACCCCAUUCUGGUGCGCUAUCUGGUUAAGACCGGUAAAAACCCUAAAAAGGGUAUUGACAAAUCUUUCAAAACUGUUCAGGACAAAUUGUUGGAUGUCCUUGGGCCUAUGACUAAGAUUUUACAAUUGGCCGAACAUGCUGUCGCUUCAGGUGAAGUAAUUGAUGCAGACAUUUUACGGGGCUGGGCAUUACGAGCAGUUUGCUUGCUCGGCAAUGCAAACACUGCGGCGUCUACGGAACGCCGGAGAUCCAUCCUUAUGCGGCUGGAUCCCCAACUUACUCACCUGGCUACCGACGAACCUGGUCCGCCAGCGGACGGUUUACUAUUCGGGGAGGCCUUUCUUAAAAAUAUAAAUAAGUAUGUUGGCCUUUUCUCGGGCCUUGACAAAGCCCAAUCCUCUUUAAAAAAGGUGGGCGCUAACAAGGUUUUCCCCAGGGCUGGAAGGGGUAGGGGUCGCCCUUCCGGCCGUGCCACCAACUAUAGACCCUAUAACAGGGGCCACUACAUGCCUGACAGACAAUAUUACACACCAGUUCCCCAGCCACCACAGCCCUCGACUCCAUUCUUUCCGCCUAGAGGACGUCCGUGGAGAGCGAGGGGUGCCAGCCGCGGAUACCCAAGAUCCAGGGGCACAGGAUAUUGAAGAAUGGUUCUGCCUUGCCACGGUUCUUUGUUGGGGUCAGCUGCGUGACCUAUCCGGUUGAUCGUUCCUGUUUGAAGAUUGACGUUCUGCGUUAUUGGUUCAAGAUCCUCCGUGUGGACGCCGCCGCGCGAGUUCUGCAGUUUCGAUGCUGGACUUCGUCACGGCAUAAAGAAAGAGGAGGAGGAGGGGCUGCAGCUUGGUUAUAUAGGGCAGUCUAUGCUUGGAUUGGUGGGAUGGAGGAGGGAGUUGCUAUGGUUACUAGGUGCUUGGACACCUGUGUUUUCUUUUUCUUUUUAUGUUUAACACUGUCAUUCUUUCUGCUAAUGGGCAAAAUAAA
Messenger RNA from Hyla sarda, 2733 nucleotides. RefSeq lists its product as uncharacterized. Lineage: Eukaryota; Metazoa; Chordata; Amphibia; Anura; Hylidae. The transcript is spliced from 2 exons. The record is from RefSeq and is a predicted model, not a curated record. Bases 948 to 2396 code for a protein of 482 amino acids.